This is a messenger RNA of Chara braunii, 825 nucleotides long. Lineage: Eukaryota; Viridiplantae; Streptophyta; Charophyceae; Charales; Characeae. The record is from the annotation of a GenBank genome assembly.
UGACGUGGCAAACCGUGCGAGGAUUGGCAGAGAUGGACAGUCAUGGCUGCUCAAGCGGUCUACGCGACGAAGAGAUCGGCGCCGUGGCGAUGGCGGUGACUGCCGUCGUCGUGAACACGAUGGGCGACAUGGAGUCCUCGUCGCGCGACAUGCUGACGCGGCUCCGACAACGAAGAGCGCUGUUGCAGAACGUUGCAGAGGCGCCGGAUUGCGCGGCGACGUGUGAGCCAGUCGUCCAGUUGGGUGCCGCAGUGACGUCUGGCGUUUUCCCGCGGCAGACUCCGCGAUGGUGGAUCAAACGACGGACUGGCGGGACAUGGGAGGACCUCCGGCUUCGGGACGACGCGGCGGACGAGUACUUCCGGCAGAAGCUGCGCAUGUCGACGGCCAUGUUAAACCACAUCGUAGCCGCGUGCGCCGCAUACAUGGAGAAGAAGGUGACGCACUAUCGAAUGCCAUUGUCAGUGGAGCAGCUGAUUGCUUUCGCGUUAUACAGGUGGGCGUCCGGAGAGACGUACGAGAGCGGCACGUCAGCAUUUGGCAUCGGCAGGGCAACUGGACUGCAGGCCGUCCGCGACGUCACUUCGGCGCUGCUACAGGCGUACCCCGAUGCAAUAAAGUGGCCAAUGGGCAGGAGACGUGCGCAGAUUCUACGCGCUUUCCGUGAGAAGGGUUUCCCAAACUGCUUCGGCGCUAUCGACUGUACACACAUCUACAUUGACAAGCCCGCCGGCGCACCUUCCGAGAACUACUAAGACCGCAAACAGAAGUUCUCCGUGCAGGCGCAGGUGGUUGUGGAUUUGGAUUUGCGGAUCCUCGACAUUC